Molecule: messenger RNA, 788 nt
Organism: Theobroma cacao (cacao)
Lineage: Eukaryota; Viridiplantae; Streptophyta; Magnoliopsida; Malvales; Malvaceae
Product: Bifunctional inhibitor/lipid-transfer protein/seed storage 2S albumin superfamily protein
Source: RefSeq, a predicted model, not a curated record
CCAAGUGGCACCGCCAGCCAUUGCGGUGUUUUUUAUCUCAAAUCAAAUCUGCUCACAUGGGGUCUCCUUGUGUCAUAUUUUCUUCAAUUCCAAAAUAAAUCAAAAUUUCCAUCUAUAUAAACCCUAACCUAGCUAGCUUUAUUCACCACACCAAAAAACAUAUACCUUCCUCUGGCAGUGACAUACUCUAAAGAGUACUGUGAGAGUUUCAAAAAUGGCUUCCAAGUCUGUUGCAACCACAGCUCUUCUCCUCUCUCUUAACCUUCUCUUUUUCAGUCUGGUCACUUCAACUUCGGUCCCUUGCCCACCAGAGCCCAAGACUCCUAAACACCCACCAAAGACAAACCCUCCAUCCACGAGGCCACCAGCUGCAGCCUCUUGCCCAAGGGAUACCCUCAAGUUAGGUGUAUGUGCCAACGUACUGAAUGACUUGAUUCACCUCGUCGUUGGUACCCCACCAAAGACCCCUUGCUGCCCUCUCAUCCAGGGUCUCGCUGAUCUUGAAGCCGCUGUUUGCCUUUGCACUGCCAUCAAUGCCAACAUUUUGGGAAUCAACCUCAAUGUCCCAGUCUCCUUGAGCUUGCUCUUGAACUACUGCGGUAAAAAUGUCCCUAAAGGCUUCCAAUGCGCCUGAUUGUGCUUUUGAUCUUCAUUUCAUGAUUCUUUCUCUGUUGUUUAAAGCUUUCAUUUCGUUUGUUUGUGUCAUUCAUCAGUUUGAUAUUGUGGUGAUCAACUCGAUCCGUACGCUCUUUUUCUAGAAGAAAUAAACUUUUAUUUAUUGGAUUUAA